CAUGCCGAGACUGACUCUGCAAACUUCAAGCACAACAAGGCGCAGUGGCGGGCAGAUGUUCUUCCUUUCAAAUGUGCAGAUCGCACCAGUGCGAUUUCUCAAGUGCGGCAGGCGCUGACAAUCGAAAGUGACAUGAAAGUCGAGCGCAGCCUCAGCGGCAGGAAGGUCAAGAAGCUCACGAAGAAGCGCUACGCGCACUACAUGAACAGGAAGGAGGGCAUGGAGCUCGACGCGGCGGAAGAUAACUUCGAGGACCUCUUCGAGGAGAACCCCCUCUACAAUUCGGACGGCGAGGAGGUGGUGGAGGUCAAGGGGGACAGCUACGACGUCCGUGAGAAGGGCACCGAGAUCAACAAAGGGAGCCUGACGAAAACGGUGCGCUCCUCAAGUGCGGCCCCCAGCGGUCUUCAGAACCUCGGCUCCCAUCAGGUCUUGGCAACGCCGUCAGCUCGGCCCGCUGAGUCCGUCAUCUCUGGAGGAGGUCUUCGCGGCGACGAGAAAGGCCCGACCGUGCGCACAGGUGCUGGCCGCCGAGGCUCGAAGAGGCAGCGACUCGGCGGCGAAGAUAAAGGAGAACACGUGGUGGCCCUCCAGGAGAAGGAGGACAUGAUGAAGCGCCUCAGCGACAUGAUGAAGCCCUUGGCUGGCGCCAAGAGCGCGACCGCAAAGCUGAAGAAGUUGUGGGACAAGCACCGUGCAGAGGUUGACGCCCCGAAGGACUGCGGUGAAAUAAUCGAGAAGCUCGAGGCCGUGAGCAAGGAGAUCAACGACUUGCAUGCGGUUGUCAGCAAGAGUGUCCCUGAGACGGUGAACGAGCACGGCGACAAGCUCAACACGUUGGAGACGAAGCAGGGCGAGUUCUCCAGCCUGGCUGCCACCCGCAUUGCCAGUUUGGAGUACAUCAAUGCCACCGUUGUGGAGGGCAAGCGUAAGGUGUACUUGGCCAUGCGCCACCAGACGAAGAAGGUCGUCGACGCUUUGAAGGGCGGAGGCUUCGACGCCAAUCUGGCGAAGUACGUGGGCGGCAUGACCUUCAGACUCUUCGCCGAGGCUGAGGAGCUGAAGGAGACGGCUGGCCAUGCAGUCGUGGCUUCUGUCGGCGCGGACGUGGUACUGAACCCUGAGAGGGAGAUUGACUUGACCAAGAACGUGGUGGCUUGGACAGUGCCGCCCGAGAACGUCCAGAAGAUGGUCACCACGUUGAGGGAUCAGAUCGCCGAGGCCACAGAGAAGUCCGACGUGGCGAUGGCGAGGAACAUUUCGACAUGGAACGGCUGCCAGACCAAGGUCAACUUUCCAGAGACAGAUUUCGGGUUCGGCGAGAACUUGCAUGCUGGAAGUGGCCCGUUCGUGGCCACCGCAAAGAAGAACGCCGUCCGCAUUGGGCCGUCUGCGUUCCCAUUGGUAGGUUGGCAGGGCUACGUUUAUCCAGUGAAGGGUAAUCUCAUCGUGUUCCUCUUCGAGAUAUCCGAGGUCUUGAGCUCGGGCAUCGCCCUGAAGGACAUGAAGAAGUCCUUGUCGACAGCGACGGCCGAGCAGUUCUUCGAGACGAGUGUGCAGGCAGUGUAUUUACCAGUUGGCACGUGUUUGUCGACGCCGAUUGGCACGUUCGCGGUCCCCCUCUUCUACUCGGACGCCAAGGCGCAGAAAGCAGAUGCGACAGCAGACUGGGCCCAUUUCAUCCACAUGCCAGUCUUCGCGCACCCGCCCAAGCCAGUCCACAAGGGCGUCUUGACGGGGAUGAACGACAUCAUCACAGCUCACAUGGCGCCGCUGACGAACGAGAUGUGGGUCUCCAGGAAGAACUACUGGGCUACGUUCUACAGUGGCCUGAUCAAGGAAACUUCGGAGUCGA
Prorocentrum cordatum is the source of this 1855-nucleotide messenger RNA. Lineage: Eukaryota; Dinophyceae; Prorocentrales; Prorocentraceae. The record is from the annotation of a GenBank genome assembly.